Molecule: messenger RNA, 1442 nt
Organism: Boleophthalmus pectinirostris (great blue-spotted mudskipper)
Lineage: Eukaryota; Metazoa; Chordata; Actinopteri; Gobiiformes; Gobiidae
Product: GDP-L-fucose synthase
Exons: 10
Coding region: 136-1113 (325 amino acids)
Biological process (GO): nucleotide-sugar biosynthetic process
Molecular function (GO): GDP-L-fucose synthase activity
Source: RefSeq, a predicted model, not a curated record
AAGUACAUACCGGAAGUAAGGCGUGUCUAUUUAUGAAGUUUGACACCCCGGCUUCUUACACGAACUCAAAUCUGCUGCAGGUUGAAGAACUAUUUCAUAUACUGCUGAUGUUCAUCGCGUCACCCCUAUAAAAAUAUGAGCUGUCAGGAGAACAACACCUGUCCAAUGAGAGUGUUGGUGACAGGGGGCUCAGGGUUGGUGGGCAGAGCCAUUCAGCAAGUAGUGAAAGAAGAGGGGGGAGCCAAAGAAGGAGAAGAGUGGGUUUUUCUCUCCUCCAAGGAUGCUAAUCUAAUGAACAAGGAGGAGACCAAAGCAAUAUUUGAGAAAUAUAAACCUACUCAUGUCAUCCAUCUGGCUGCUAUGGUUGGAGGUCUUUUCAAGAAUAUGAAGUUUAAUCUGGAUUUCUGGAGAAACAACAUUCACAUCAAUGACAACGUGCUGCAGGCGGCACAUGAAGUUGGUGUAGUGAAAGUGGUGUCUUGCCUUUCAACAUGUAUUUUCCCAGAUAAGACAACCUACCCCAUUGACGAGACUAUGAUCCAUAAUGGUCCACCCCAUGACUCAAACUUUGGCUAUGCUUAUGCAAAGAGAAUGAUUGAUGUUCAUAACAGAGCAUAUUUCCAACAGUACAGGCGCUGUUACACUGCUGUGAUUCCCACUAAUGUUUUUGGUCCUCAUGACAACUUCAGUAUUGAGGAUGGCCAUGUGCUACCAGGGCUCAUACACAAAGCUUAUCUUGCUCAAAAGGAAGGGAAGCCUUUGGUUGUGUGGGGCUCUGGGGCUCCAAGACGACAGUUUAUUUAUUCUUUGGAUCUGGCUCGUCUUUUCCUAUGGGUUUUGAGAGAUUAUCCAGAAGUAGAUCCCAUCAUUUUAUCUGUUGGUGAGGAAGAUGAAGUUUCCAUCAAAGAAGCAGCAGAAGCAGUUGUGCAGUCUCUUAAUUUUAAAGGUGAAGUGGUGUAUGACACUAGCAAAGCUGAUGGACAGUUUAAAAAGACAGCCAGCAAUGCAAAGCUUUGCAGUUACUUGCCAAAUUUCAAGUUUACUCCAUUUAAUCAAGCUUUGAAGGAAACCUGUGAUUGGUUUGUGAAAAACUAUGACACAGCUCGCAAAUAAAAUCUUUAUUUGGAGCACAUGGGGUGUUUUCAGACGAUUAUAGCUGGAGGAGCAGUUACUGACUGGAGUGAAUUUUGCAGUCUCAAACUUUGCUACAUAUUUCUGUGCUGAUGAUUUAUAAUGAACAUGGUAUGGAUCAUAGUUGUUACAAUGCCAUUUUACUUAUGUCAUGGUGGAAGAAACAAAAUUGAUAGUUUUCUCUGGGGUAUUAGUUACAGCAGUUUGUUUAAUUUUGAAGUAAGCUUUAGCCUUUGUACUGAAAGUCCAUUUAUACUUAAAUUUUUGUAUAAUGAUUACAGACCAAAAUAAAUAUUUUCUAUAAAUUUUAA